This is a messenger RNA of Fusarium musae, 510 nucleotides long. RefSeq lists its product as uncharacterized. The transcript has 2 exons. Lineage: Eukaryota; Fungi; Ascomycota; Sordariomycetes; Hypocreales; Nectriaceae. Bases 1 to 510 code for a protein of 169 amino acids. The record is from RefSeq and is a predicted model, not a curated record. Gene Ontology annotation, cellular component: membrane.
AUGGCUCUCGAUCGUGUCGUCAGCUUGAUCCUGCGUGCUGCAGAGCUGGUAUUUGCAGCCAUCGUUGCAGGCGUUAAUGGCGAAUACCUGCACAAUGUCCGCGGCGCAAGCUCCUGGCAGCUCGGCCGAUUCAUCUACACCGAAGUCGUUGCCGCGCUGGGAAUAUUGUUCUCUCUGCUGCUCCUCAUUCCAUUUUCGAGCACUUUCGUUCACUGGCCUCUGGACAUCUUCAUGUCCAUCAACUGGUGGAUUGUCUUUGGUCUGCUUGUCGAUCUCAUUGGAAAUUCUUGCGGCCGUGUAUUCGACUGGGACAACGUGCAUCCAGUUCACGGAGAUCAGUGUGGGAAGACCAAGGCCGUGAUCGCCUUUAGCUUCCUCUCGGCACUUCUCUGGCUUGUUUCGGCUCUCGUAGGCUUCUUCUGGGUGCGCCGACGUGAGCGUACUGUUGCUCGUGCUGAGGCGGCUCACCACAACCGCCGCCGGGGCCCCUGGUUCCGCAGCCGUGUCUAA